GACCAUGGCAGGCCGAUGGACGUUAUCAGCUUUGUUAACUUAUCAUGGAUCGAUAACGAUAUGAGUCAACCGGUCACAUUCCGCGUGGCAACGGUCCGAUUUUAUGUGCUAACGACUCCUGUUCUACUACCAACGCCUCUGCCCACAUUCAAGAUGUCUUGGAACACGUACGUGGAAGACCUGAUAAAGACCCAAUCCGUGACAAAGGUCAGCAUAUGUGGUCAGGAUGGCUUACCGUGGGCUAGUUCACAAGACUUCUGCGUGUCUGCACAAGAAGUCAAAACACUCGCCCUCUCCUUCGACAAUCCAGCAGACCUCCACAUGAAAGGUAUGAUUGUUGGUGGUACCAAAUACUUCUUUCUGAGUGGAACAGAUGAGGUGCUGAGAGCAAAGAAAGGCACCAACGGCAUUAUUGCCUGCAAGACAAAAACAGGUGUCAUCAUCGCCUACUACGAAGAUCCAAUACAAGCUGGACAGUGUGCCAAAGAGGUAGAGAGAGUAGCAGACUACCUCAAGAGCCAAAAUAUCUGAUUCUCAUCAGGUAGCCUAUCACAGAUACAGAGCCAGCCUUGAAGUACAGCACAGUAGGGUAUUCAAAAUGUAUGUUGCAGCACAGUAGGGUAUUCAAAAUGUAUGUUGCAGGGGGCCACCCCCCUGCAACAUACAUUAACUACCACACCUCAGCACUACCACUGAUUUCAUAACAAUGAAGUACAGAUUCUAAUUCAAUUAAACACUUCAGUACACAGUACACAUGCAAAUUCAGAAAGAUACAUUUUUGUUUUUCUGAACUAAAAUGGCUCACUUUAGGCUGAUUGAAUCCUCCAUCCAUGCAAUAUGUGGUAUAAUAAGGCCAGCACCUCAUACAAUAGAUUACAGAACCAAGUUUUUCAUAAUUUAAACAUUUUCAUUGCUUUCCACAUAAAAGAAACUUUAAUAAGAUAAGUGUUCCAAAAGAUAAUAACAUCUAAUAUAAAAGCAACAGUAACUUGUCUCCUCUGAUUUAAAAACCACUGUUCCUUCAGCUGUAUAAACCAUAGGAAUUAAUAUUAUAUUGUAAUACUUUACUUGAUUUACAUAUUUUGUAAACUCAAUACAUAAAAAAAUAAUUUUA
Homarus americanus (American lobster) is the source of this 1114-nucleotide messenger RNA. RefSeq names its product profilin-like. The coding region runs from base 16 to 531 and encodes 171 amino acids. Lineage: Eukaryota; Metazoa; Arthropoda; Malacostraca; Decapoda; Nephropidae. Gene Ontology annotation, molecular function: actin monomer binding. The record is from RefSeq and is a predicted model, not a curated record. The transcript is spliced from 3 exons. Gene Ontology annotation, cellular component: cell cortex.